Messenger RNA from Striga hermonthica, 467 nucleotides. The record is from the annotation of a GenBank genome assembly. Lineage: Eukaryota; Viridiplantae; Streptophyta; Magnoliopsida; Lamiales; Orobanchaceae.
CUCAAGUCGCCGCCCCAAGCCAACCGCCUAUUCGUGCGUGCCUUCGGCGUUUUUUCCUUGUUGCGCGCGGCUUCGCGCGCGCACUGCUCCCACGCGUUAUCUGCUACGCCCCCUGUCCAUGUGCGCGCCGUGUUACGCGCGUUGCUGCCACCCGUCUCGCCUAGUCCCGCGCGGACUAGGCUUCGCUCGUUUGCUCCACCUGUGCAUGCGCGCGCUAUCGUGCUUUGAUACGGAAGUGGUCAUCAUCCCCGGUGAGUCAGACGAUGAAGGUGACGAUGGUCUCGUUUUAUGGUUGGAGAACAUGUUGGAAGAGCCAUCAAGUCCAAUUGAUCGACCAUCAUGCAAGAGGGACUGGCCAAAAGGAUGUGGUCCACGAGCUAAGCUCAAGCCUAGGAGGAGCAAGACCAAACAAGCUCGAAUGAUACACAAGGCAAAAGCAAAAGAGGAGAAGUGUUGGUGCAAGCCUU